AAGUAUUGCUCUCGGUUUAGCCAGAUUAGAUCCAGAUCUUGGGCAGGCGCGAUGAUUAUCGAAAACAAACCCGAAGUACGUCAUUAGCUAUCCAUUGCGCCUGUGCAAUUCUUCUACCAACAACUGCAACCGACCAGUCAUAACAAUCGUCCAAAGAAAUCAUUUUGACCAAAGCCUAACUGGUCAUUAAAGCCAGCCUGUGCGUGGAAUCUUGGUUUUCUCGAUAACUUAACAAAAAGCUAAAUAGUCUGGAGACUAUUUGUCUGGAGGUUUUGGAAAUGAUACAUUCAUGGAGGAUAGCACGGUUAUCAAUAUCCACCCUGUCGAAGAUUCGGUGAAAAUGGGUGAUUAUGCACCGAAGAGGUUUUUUUCCCCCAAAAUAUAGGGAAUGGUUCAACUGGCCGAAAAGGACGAACAGUAUCGCAGUUCCCGAAACGUGAAGUGACACAUUAAUGCCUAAAUCGAAUACUAGCUAGCCAGCUACGCCACUGUCCACAGAUCGUUGAUCACUACUGCCAACCAUCUUCCGAUUCGGAUCGAUCGGCUAUGGCUAGUAACAUCACCAGCUCGGCUGCAAACUAGCAUGCUAAAUUAGCAAGGCUAAAGUUCGUUUGUUGCCAUCAACGUCAGUCAGCUCAGAACUUGGAAUAAUUUCAAUUUUACAACGCAACGCAAGCUUGCUAGUUAGCGUUUGAAGUAUAUUUGGUUUCGUGAAUUUGGGCUUUUUUAAAACUCGGUGCCCGAAAGAGCAAGCCUGCUAGUAUAGCUCCUUGCUUCGGCAGCUGCAGACGGCAAGCUAGCAGCGAUCAACAUCUGUACACUUCCGAUGCGAUGGUCGCAUUGUUAACUGUUUUGGUAGAGGAAUGCUCAUUGGGUGGAUAUUCUGAGGCAGCGGGCCGCACAGAAUAUUGCACCUCUCAGUUCCAACCACGGGCCAUGCUACAUAUUGUAUUGAUGUGAAGAGUGGCCGUGAACACACAUCGCUCGCUGGCUGCAAGAUAGCGCACGACGACGAACAGCUGAAGCUAUGCAAGCGGCCCAGGUUCAGUACGACUUUUUCAGCGAGGAGAACGCACCGAAAUGGCGGGGGCUGUUGGUACCCUCCCUGAACAAGAUGCACAAUCGAGAGCACCCUUUAUCACAGCCUGGUACGGCAACUGCACCACCCGCAACCACAGGGCUCUCCAGGGGGGAGUGUGGUCUGCACAACGUAUCACCGGGGGCAAACUACCUGCCCUCCAUGAUACCUACAGCACCUGAUGUCACAGGAAGGCCAAAAAGAUCAUCAAGGACAACAACCACCCGAGCCACUGCCUGUUCACACUGCUACCAUCCUGAAGGCGAGGUGCUGAGCCAGGUGCAUCCCAAGCUGUCGUCCCAGGAGGAUGCGCUGCAGUACAUCGAGGAGCUGAUCUUGCUGCUGCUCAGCAUGCUCUGCCAGGCACAGCCACGCAGCGUGCAGGACGUGGAGGAGCGAGUGCAGAAGAGUUUCCCUCACCCUAUCGAUAAAUGGGCUAUCGCUGAUGCCCAGGCGGCCAUUGAAAAGAGGAAGAGGAGGAAUCCUUUGGCCUUGCCCGUGGAUAAGAUCCACCCGCUGCUCAAGGAGGUACUAGGGUACAAGAUUGAUCACCAGGUGUCGGUGUACAUUGUGGCAGUGUUGGAGUACAUCUCAGCAGACAUCCUGAAGCUGGCAGGGAACUACGUGAGGAACAUCCGCCACUACGAGAUCUCCCAGCAGGACAUCACUGUGGCCAUGUGUGCCGAUAAGGUUCUGAUGGACAUGUUCCACCAGGAUGAGGAGGACUUCAGCGGUUUCCCCCUGAUGGACGAGGAGCCGUCCACCAGCGAGGAGCAGACCUACUACGACCUGGUCAAGACCUUCAUGGCUGAGGUCCGACAGUACCUGCGCGACCUCAACCUCAUCAUCAAGGUGUUCCGCGAGCCCUUGGCCUCCGACGCCAUACUCUUCUCCCACCAUGACGUGGAGAACAUCUUCAGCCGCAUCGUGGACAUCCACGAGGUCACCCUUAAGCUGCUGGGCCUUAUUGAAGACACGGUGGAGAUGACAGAUGAGGGGAGCCCACACCCGCUGGUGGGCAGCUGCUUUGAAGACCUGGCUGAGGAGCUGGCCUUCGACCCCUACGAGACAUAUGCUCAAGACAUCCUGCGGACUGGCUUCCACGAUCACUUCCUCAACCAGUUGUCUAAACCGGGAGCUGCCUUCUACCUCCAGUCUAUAUGUGAAGGCUUUAAGGAAGCAGUCCAGUACGUCCUGCCCCGGUUGCUCCUGACACCGGUCUAUCAUUGUCUCCACUAUUUCGAGAUCUUAAAGCAACUAGAGGAGAAAAGUGAGGACGAGGAGGACAAGGAGUGUCUGAAACAGGCCAUCACGGCGCUGCUCAAUCUGCAGAGUAGCAUGGAGAGGAUCUGCUCCAAGAACAUGGCCAAGAGGAGGCUGAGCGAGUCAGCCUGCCGCUUCUACAGCCAGCAGAUGAAAGGCAAGCACCUGGCCAUCAAGAAGAUGAACGAGAUCCAGAAGAACAUUGAUGGCUGGGAGGGCAAGGACAUUGGCCAGUGCUGCAACGAAUUCAUCAUGGAGGGGACGCUGACACGCGUGGGCGCCAAGCACGAACGGCACAUCUUCCUCUUCGACGGCCUGAUGAUCUGCUGCAAGUCCAACCACGGCCAGCCGCGCUUGCCUGGCGCCUCGUCCACCGCCGAAUACCGCCUCAAGGAGAAGUUCUUAAUGCGCAAGGUUCAGAUCAAUGACAAGGACGACAAGGAGGGCGAGUACCGGCACGCCUUUGAGAUCAUCCUCAAAGAUGGCAACAGCAUGGUGUUCGCCGCCAAGUCGGCCGAGGACAAGAAUGGCUGGAUGGCGGCGCUCAUCUCACUGCAGUACCGCUCGACGCUGGAGCGCAUGCUGGACUCGGCCAUGCUACAGGAGGAGAAGGAGGAGCAAAUGAGGCUGCCCGGGGCGGAGCUUUACCGGUUCGCCACGCCCGACUCUGAGGAGAACGUGGUGUUCGAGGAGAACGUGCAGUCCAAGUCGGGCAUCCCCAUCAUCAAGGCGGGUACAGUGCUCAAGCUCAUCGAAAGGCUCACCUUCCACAUGUAUGCAGAUCCAAAUUUCGUCCGAACAUUUCUAACAACCUACAGGUCCUUCUGUAAACCUCAGGAGCUGCUGGGUCUUCUUAUGGAGAGGUUUGAAAUUCCCGAGCCAAAGCCUACAGAGGCGGACCAGAUGGCCAUAGAGAACGGAGACCAACCUCUCAGCGCCGAACUCAAACGAUUUCGCAAGGAGUUUGUCCAGCCAGUCCAACUCAGGGUAUUGAAUGUAUGUCGCCACUGGGUGGAGCACCACUUCUAUGACUUUGAGCGGGACUGUCAGUUACUCAAGUGUCUGGAGGAGUUCAUUGCAUUGGUGCGAGGCAAGGCCAUGAAGAAGUGGGUGGAGUCCAUUACCAAGAUCAUUCAGAGGAAGAAGCAAGCACAGGCCAAUGGGCCCAGCCACAACAUUACCUUCGAGAGCUCGCCACCUCCCAUCGAGUGGCACCUCAGCAAGUCGGGCCAGACAGACCAGUUUGACCUCAUGACCCUCCACCCCAUUGAGAUCGCCCGGCAGCUCACACUGCUCGAGUCCGACUUCUACAGGGCGGUGCAGCCGUCAGAGCUGGUGGGCAGCGUGUGGACGAAGGAGGACAAGGAGCUGAACUCGCCCAACCUUCUGCGCAUGAUCCGCCACACCACCAACCUCACGUUGUGGUUCGAAAAGUGUAUCGUAGAGACGGAGAACCUGGAAGAGCGGGCAGCGGUGGUGGCGCGUAUCAUCGAGAUCCUGCAGGUGUUCCAGGAGCUCAACAACUUCAACGGCGUGCUUGAGGUGGUCAGCGCCAUGAACUCCUCGCCCGUCUACCGGCUAGACCACACCUUCGAGCAAAUUCCAAGCCGACAGAGGAAGGUUCUGGAGGAGGCCCAUGAACUGAGCGAGGACCACUACAAGAAGUACCUGGCAAAACUGCGCUCCAUCAACCCCCCCUGUGUCCCCUUCUUUGGGAUCUACUUGACGAACAUCCUGAAGACGGAGGAAGGCAACCCUGACUUCCUGAAGAGGCAUGGCAAGGAGCUGAUCAACUUCAGCAAGCGACGGAAAGUGGCAGAGAUCACCGGGGAGAUCCAGCAGUACCAGAACCAGCCCUACUGCUUACGGGUGGAGAGCGAUAUCCGGAAGUUCUUUGAAAACCUCAAUCCAAUGGAGGACAAGGCAGAGAAGGAGUUUGCUGACUAUCUGUUCAACAAGUCGCUGGAGAUUGAGCCUCGGAAUGCCCGGUCGUUGCCUCGAUUUGUGGGGCGGCGUCCGAGUGCCCUCUAUGGACGCAACGCCCCUGCUAUUAAGCCCAAGAAGUACAACUGCCCGCUCAAGUCCCCCGGCGUGCGCCCGUCCUCGGUGCGCCCGGGCACCAUGCGACAUCCGACGCCACUGCAGAAUGAGCCGCGCAAGAUCAGCUACAGCCGCAUCCCUGAUAGCGAGAUGGAGAGUGCCGCCUCUGCGCCCAACUCGCCGCGCACGCCCCUCACGCCGCCGCCGGCCUCGGCUGCCUCCAGCUCCACAGAUAUCGGCAGCGUGUUCGACUCGCCCCAGGGCCCCUCCAGCCCCUUCCACUCCAACUGCGACAGCAUCUUUGCCCAGGUCUCCUUACCACACGGCCCACGGUCCUCCUCGGUUUCCUCCAUGGUGAGUUUCCACAGGAACACUGAAGACACCACCGUCCCCCCGCCUGUGCCCCCUCGCAGACGCCCCGAAUCCGCCCCCGCUGAAUCUUCCCCUUCGAAGAUGAUGUCAAAGCACUUGGACAGCCCCCCCGCCAUCCCCCCACGGCAGCCCACCACCACCAAGGUCUACUCGCCUCGCUACUCGCUCUCAACCGAGCGCACCUCCGUGUCGGAGCCACCUGACAGCCCACCCACCCUGCCGCCGCGGGAGCCCGUGAGAACGCCGGACGUCUUCUCCAGCUCAAACAGCCCCCUGCACCUGCAGCCACCCCCGCUGGGCCGCAUCCGCAGCAGCGAACCCACGCUAAGCCAGACCUUCUUCCCACCCUCGCCGUUCAGCCCGCUCACCCCGCCGCCACCCCCAACUCCCUCGCCCUCGCUGGGGCCCAGCGGCCCAGACUGCUGCAGCGACUCAGCCCUCCUCCCUCUGGGGGGUGCAGCUGGCCCCCCUGUGCCCCCUCGCCAGAGCACCAGCAGUGCCGCUGCCCAAGCUAUCCCCAAGCUCCCUCCCAAAACAUACAAAAGGGAGUCGGUGUCACACCCGUCCCUAGUGCAUCGAGACGGCCCACCCCUACUGGAGAAUGCCAACCCCUCUUAAAAAUACUUGUAUAUGUGAUAUGGGGGAAAUCAUUAAACACUAAAGACUUUAGACUUGAACAAAAACAAAAUUGAAUUGUGAUGUCGACUUUAAGAGAAAAAAGGCAAUGUCAGUGUAGGUUCUUAGCUACCUGGAAAAAUAAUCAUGUGCCCUUGUAUAAAAAAAAAAACUUAAACAAAUGAUGAUUGUCCUUUUUUCAUUUGUGCAGACCAUUGGAGACUCCCUAUAAAAACCCUUUUGGGGGGGUAUCUUACUGUUUGCUUGUUUUGUUGUGUGUUUGUGUGUACAGUAUGUUUGUCAUCGUCCAAUGUUUAUUUCAUUUGGUUUAUUUUUUUUUUUAAAGUGAAUCGAUUGCAGCAUUACUUGUCAAUGAGCUCGGUGGCCUACACAUGCACAUACAGCUUGAACCAUAAUAAACCUUGAACCAGGACCACACAAGUCCACCGCACGCUGGAGGAUGGAAAGAUAAAGACUGUAGACCAGUUUGAACAGACUCCAGGAGAAAUCCACAAACUUAAUAGUGUUUUAACUCACUGUGUAUGGGCUAAAUAAUCUACUAAAAUUGCCCAUGUUGACCAGAGACAGACCAGAGAGAACUCGAGCUAUCACAGUGUUGUAAAACCCAUUUCAACUCCCCAAUAACAAAUGUCUGCCGUUCAAUCCACCUCACUCAGAUUGAAAAAGGGACUUGGGAAAUCAUGUUGUUAAAUGGUGUUUAAGGCUUUGUGUAGAGACUGAGUCCGAGGCAAACGUUUAUUUUUUGGGGGCCAGUAGAUCGACCAGAGUACCAUGAUUUAAGGCAGGGUUGCCCAAACUUGGUCCUGGGUGCACGUUUUGGUUUUUGCCCUAGCACUACACAGCUGAUUCAAAUAAGCAAAGCUUGAUGAGUUGGGUAAUUGAAUCAGAUGUGCAGUGCGAGGGCAAGAAACUAAAUGUGGGGGGCCCGGGACCGAGUUUGAGAAACCCUGAUUUUAAGGUACCCAUCCACACCAAAGAGGUACUUUUCAAGCAUUCAAGAAACACAAGAAGUGAUUGUUCUUAAGUUUGUGUUAGUACUUUUAUGUUCUGAUUUAUUUCUGCCAAUGAGUAUGUAAAGAAAAUUAUGAUUGACGUCUUUAAACAAGGGAAUAAAAGUGUUUCUACCA
This is a messenger RNA of Oncorhynchus keta (chum salmon), 6516 nucleotides long. Its product is annotated as son of sevenless homolog 1-like. The record is from RefSeq and is a predicted model, not a curated record. Gene Ontology annotation, cellular component: plasma membrane. The transcript is spliced from 25 exons. NCBI's taxonomy places the organism in Eukaryota, Metazoa, Chordata, Actinopteri, Salmoniformes, Salmonidae. Gene Ontology annotation, biological process: Ras protein signal transduction; positive regulation of GTPase activity. The coding region runs from base 1028 to 5371 and encodes 1447 amino acids. Gene Ontology annotation, molecular function: protein heterodimerization activity; guanyl-nucleotide exchange factor activity.